CCCGCAGAGCAGGGCUCGCGCGUCCUGCCGCAGUCGGGGCGAGCGCCAGCCCGGAGACUCACGCCGGUCCGGCCGCACUUGCUGCUGCUGCUGCCGCUCGCCACGGGGAUCAGUCCAGCAACUCAGAAACGCAGCCUGCACCCUGGGCCACGCAGCGUGGGAGGGCUUCACGGUCUCCGGGGACCGAUUCCGAACUUGCAAGGGGCCGCCGUUCUCCCGGGCCUGGAGAUUGUGAACAGGGUUGCAGAUUUACAAUGACAUGGUGAACCCAAAGGCCGGAACCAAAACGAUUUUCUCAGCUCUUUAGUGUAAACGACAGUGAGUUGAGUUGUCUACCAACAUCCAGAAUGGCUAAAAGUGCAGAGGUCAAACUGGCAAUAUUUGGAAGAGCAGGCGUGGGCAAGUCAGCUCUUGUAGUGAGAUUUCUGACCAAACGGUUCAUCUGGGAAUAUGAUCCCACUCUCGAAUCAACUUACCGCCACCAAGCAACCAUCGAUGAUGAAGUUGUCACCAUGGAGAUCCUAGAUACUGCUGGUCAGGAAGACACUAUCCAGAGGGAAGGACACAUGCGAUGGGGGGAAGGCUUUGUGCUGGUCUAUGACAUUACUGACCGAGGAAGUUUUGAGGAAAUGCUGCCACUUAAAAACAUUCUGGAUGAGAUCAAAAAGCCCAAGAAUGUGACUUUCAUCUUGGUUGGAAACAAAGCUGACUUGGACCACUCCAGACAGGUUAGUACAGAAGAAGGGGAGAAGUUGGCCACAGAAUUGGCCUGUGCUUUUUACGAGUGUUCUGCCUGCACUGGAGAAGGGAACAUCACAGAGAUAUUCUACGAGCUUUGUCGAGAGGUGCGUCGCCGGAGGAUGGUCCAGGGCAAGACCAGGCGACGCAGCUCCACCACACACGUCAAGCAAGCCAUUAACAAGAUGCUCACCAAAAUCAGUAGUUAGGCAGCUCUGUUCUUGUGAAGGCCCUACUGAGGUGGGUCAGGUGAUUGGAAACACUUUCAUGCCCUUCUCCCCUUUUGCUCCCCCCAAAUAAAAGAAAAUAUACCAUUCUUUGUUCUGA
Molecule: messenger RNA, 1065 nt
Organism: Artibeus jamaicensis (Jamaican fruit-eating bat)
Lineage: Eukaryota; Metazoa; Chordata; Mammalia; Chiroptera; Phyllostomidae
Gene: RERG
Product: RAS like estrogen regulated growth inhibitor
Exons: 5
Coding region: 348-947 (199 amino acids)
Molecular function (GO): GTP binding; GTPase activity
Source: RefSeq, a predicted model, not a curated record